This is a messenger RNA of Fraxinus pennsylvanica, 438 nucleotides long. The record is from the annotation of a GenBank genome assembly. Lineage: Eukaryota; Viridiplantae; Streptophyta; Magnoliopsida; Lamiales; Oleaceae.
AUGGAUAAAAAUUCUGUACUGGGAGAUGCUAUCAAGUAUUUGAAACACCUCCAAGAGCGUGUGCACACUAUUGAGGAACAAUCAACAAAACAGAACCUGGAAUCUGUGGUUGUCAAGAGAUCGAGGCUUCAAAUGGAAGACGAGGGAUCGUCCUACGAGAUUAACAGUUCCUGCGAACAGCAUUUGCCGGAAAUAGAAGCUAGAGUGUGCAACAACCACAUUCAUCUCAGUAUCCACAGUAAGAAACGCAAUGGGGUUCUGUCGAAAAUACUAAGUGAGGUCGAGAAGCUCAAUCUCAUUGUAAUAUAUACUAAUGUCACACCAUUUGGAAAUUUCUCCUUUGACAUAAAAAUUAUUACUGAGAUGGAGGAACAAUCCAGCUUGACCGCAAAAGAGAUCGUAAAAAUUCUUGAUUCGGCCCUCCACCGUACUGCAUAG